Molecule: messenger RNA, 897 nt
Organism: Haemonchus placei
Lineage: Eukaryota; Metazoa; Nematoda; Chromadorea; Rhabditida; Trichostrongylidae
Source: the annotation of a GenBank genome assembly
AGUGCUAGAGAUGUUCUGCUCACGCAUGACGACCUCUUUUGUAUUGGACAUCGCUUGUGCUCGAAACGUGAUGUGCGAAUAAAGCGAGUUCAUUUGCUGCGAAUGGUUGGCGAAAUUUUGGAAAAAAUCGAUACGGAUCCUGGCUAUGCCUCGAAAAUCAGCUAUGAUGAAUACCCUACAGAUGACUGGGAUGUCCCAGAUAUGCGUGAUGUGGAGGAAAUAUUCGAUGCUCUUUGUGCCACUGCGCAUUUUCAUGGAUGGUCUUAUACAAAGCUGAUGCCGAUGGCUAUGGUACUCUACGUCGCCAAUUUCCAUUUUAAUGACUUCACCAAGUACUUCGUGAUCAAACCUGAAACGGUCAUGAACUCUAGGAAAAGGAAUUCUGAAAGCGAUAGCCUUGAUUUCCAUAACGAAAAUGGGUCGUCUUUACCGUCAACUAUCAAACGAGGACUCAGUAUGAAUGAGUUGUGCUAUAAAGUAUUGUUAUGCUGUUAUGAACAUGCUGAAUGCGCUUCAUGUUUCGCACAGCCGGUCCCUGAGAACACUCCUGGAUACUAUAAGGUGAUCCAGAAUCCUAUGGAUCUUGGUACGAUAGCAGCUCAGCUACAAAAUUCCAGUGUCACGGGUGCCAUGUCAGUUUCUGAAUUUAUUGAGAAAAUGAACACGGUGUUCCGCAACUGCUCCAAAUUUAAUCCGAAAAAUUCGCCUGUCGCUGAGGCUGGACGCAGGGUUUGGCAAUCGUACCAGUCGGCUGUCAAAAAGUAUUUACCGUCAUAUACCAAAGAUAUUUGGUUGUAUGUAAGCCUCCAUGACCGAAAGGUAUCGCUUCAAAAACGACGGAAAAGGUCUUUGAGUAAAAACGACCUCAAAACGCCCAGGUUGUCGUCAGUUCAGUGA